AUGGCGGGGACGGGGCCUCCGAGAACACGCGAAGUCGUCUCAGAUGUCGCUGCCGCCGCCUUCGCCGCCUUCGACGCCUUGCCCCCCGCAGUCAUCGACGACAAGGUGGACCCGGACUACGAGACUCUGCGCAUCGGCAACUCCCUGUCGCACCGCAACAAGGGCAAGGGCGACGAGGACGACAAGAAGGGAGGACAAACUUCGGAGACAUCGCAAGACAACGACGUGGAGAGUGAAUACUUGGAGAACGAAAAUGAAAACGAUGAAGUGUUCGAGAACGCCGAAAACAUGGAGCAGAACUCGGACGAGACAAAGGGCAAGAAGCCGGGCAAGGACACGGUGACCUCGGCCUUCACCUACGUGGCCCUCUACCGCUUCCAGUCGCAGGAGAAGGACGACCUCGACCUUCACCCUGGGGACCGGCUACAGGUCACUGAUGACUCCAACGAAGAGUGGUGGAAGGGCAAGAUCGGCGAGCGAGUCGGCUACUUCCCCGCCAACUUCACGCUGAAGAUCCGCACGACGGAGCGUGUGUUUCGCUGCGUGCGCACAUUCGUGGGCAACCGCUACCUGGGCCAGAUCACGCUCAAGCAGGACCAGAUCUGCGUGGAGAAGGGCGGAGGCAGCAACGGCUUCCUGGCCGUGACGAGUGGCAGGAAGAAGGGCCUGGUUCCCGGCGACUUCCUCGAGCAGAUCUAACGGCGCCACCACAACGGGACACGGGGUGGUGGUGGUGGUGGUGGGCGGUGGUGGUGGGCGGUGGUGGGCGGUGGUGGGCGGUGGUGGUGGGGGGUUAACGUAGACAAGGUCACGCAAAACCUGCACGGUCGCGCGUCAAGGUCGUGAACAAAACUAGAGCGGACGAAAGUGUUCGCCAGAGGAUAGGUGGGUUUUUGUUUUGUUUCUUUUUAAAAAUAUAAAAUUUACUUUCGUCGACGAUGACUUCUGGGGUGGGGGGACUCUCUUUUUUUCCACUGCCACAUUCGAACCGUGCCGAGGGCUCUGGCUGUCACGUGACCGCCGUGGCGCGGCCCGUCGGUGGCGCGUUGCUCGCUCCCUCGCUCGCUCGCUCCCUUGUUGCAGAGGUUGCCCCAGGCCCAUCACUCGAGCAAGCGAGACUCACGCCGGCCCCUUGAGCUCUUGACAUUUGAACUUUGCCGGCUCAGCGCGGCUCAGGUGGCGCGGGGUUUGUGUGGUUUUUUUUAAUUUCCCCUCCUACCCCCCCUCCCGCACUACGGUAGACGAACAGCGUUGACGGCGCCUCUUGCCUUUACACCUUCGCUGGCAAUGGCACGGGGCGAUUAAGAUGUUCAAACACCAAGGCAUCAACUUCGUUCGUGCCGUACGUAGCCGACCGUGCUAAUUGGAGGUGCGGGUGGGGGGAGGGGGCACCAGACCGCACACACAACAAAAGCACUUGUAAAGAAAUGAGUUUUCAUUCUCAGAGGGAGUGUGGGUUACUCGCGACUCCUCCAAGACGUCUGCGCAGCGUGGAAGAGUAGGCCAAAUACAGGGGCUCUCUCGGGCGCCCUCUGGAUAGAGACCCUUCUGUCAGCAGUGGCUGUGAGAAGGCAAUUGCAGGGCUGCGCUUUUAUCAGUCACGGGGGGGGGGGGGCUCCCAACUCAAGCAAACGAGGGGAAGACGCUCCGCCGGUGUGCAAAUUCCACGUUCCUCUGGCGGGUGCCAGUCCCUCCGUGGAACAACCAACUGAUGACUCCCCAUAAAGUGGUUCUCGCUUUGCUGUUGUUGUUGGUGUAUCGACCAAUGGAGAGAUGAUGAGUCAAACUGCCCCUUCCCUAUACUCUUAGUUUAUUUUUUUUUGGGUAAAGUCACGUAGGUAAAAAAUAAUAUAAAUGUUGGUGGCCGUGAGCGAGAAUCGAACCCUGGUCGCCAGAUUAGUAGCGCGCUAAACUCUACACACACACACAUAUCGUGCGUUAAUAUCCAUAAGAGGUUUGUGAGUUCGGCUCCUCGAACCCGCAGCGGCCGCCUGAAGCAAGUGAAGGAAUAACGCAGCGACUCACGCGCCGAUUGAGUUACACUUUUUAACACGCGCGUCCUUGACUUUGGGGAAAAUAAAUAAACAAACAAACCCAUCAGCACGGAAGCCAAACGGCAGCUGCCAGGGCUAAUACAGUAUUUGCCAAAAAAAUUCGAUUUAAAGCUUUCGUGACUGCAGGGAUUCAUCUUCUUGCUUCUUUCGGUAAAGUCACGUAGAAUGGAAAUAAUAAAAUAAUAAAAACAAAACAAUAAAAUAAUUCUCACGACGUUUCGGCCACAACGCAUGCAGCCGUCCACAUGUGAAGACCAGGUCUGUCUACGUGACUUUACCGAAAGAACCAAGAAGAAGAAAAAUAAAGCAGUUGUCCUUUUUGGUUUGGUUCGAUGUGUGUGUCCCCCCAGUACGCCCCGGUGGCUAUGAGAUGUUAACCUCCUCGCCUGGUCUACAGGAGGUCGUGGUUUCGACCCCGACCGUGGCGAUGCUUGCUGCUGUUUAUUUGGAGUUUUGCGUGUCUCUCUCCCCCCCCCCCCCCGUGACCGCGUGGAUUUUUUUCCACCGGGUCGUCUGGUUUUUCCCUCCAUGUUUAGAAUCGGCGUCACUCACGCGUUUAUCGAUCAUCUGGCUGCUAUAAAUGUCCACGUGAUGAUGAGCCGCUUUGUUGAGCUCUCAUUUGAGAUUGGCCGGUCUCUUCUGAAAAAACGAGCUGCGUAAAACUUGAUUUGAAGCUUUCGUGAUUGCAGGAAUUACUCUUUGGUUCUUUCGGUAAAGUCACGUAGAAAGAAAAUGGAUUAAAUAAUAAAGAAAACAAACUUAGCAUUUUUUUCUUUCGAAAUGUAAUGCAAUGCAAGGCAGAGAGUCGGCUUAACUGUGCUAAGUUUGUUUUCUUUAUUAUUUUCUUUAUUUUCUUUUUACGUGAAAUCACCGAAAUAACUCAGUGGGCCUUAACCUGGUCAAAUAAAAAAAAUAUUUUCGUUUUUGAAGUACCUCGUUCAUCAAUGUGGACAAUCGUCUGUAGCAGAGGCCGGCAACCAAAAUAACCAGAAUCUAUUUUUUUGGGGGGGAGGGAUUCGGUAAAAAUAAAAAAUCCUCAAUAUUUUAAGAGCCGCAAUGAUUACGAGACGGUGGGGGGGGGGGGUAAUGAAUAAAUAACCGUCUUCUUGGUUCUUUCGACUUUACCGAAAGAACUUUACCGAAAGAACCAGAGUAUGAAUCCUUGCAGUCACGAAAGCUUCAAAUCUAUAAUUUACCGAAAGAACCAAAGAGUAACAUGAUUCAUAUUGGAUUUUAAUCUUUGCCAGAAUUGUCGUGCAAUCGUCCCCGGUACGGAUGGACAGAGACGCCAGGUUUCACACGUAAGCCUUUCGCGACCAAUAUCAUCCAGAGGCGGUGGCAUAAACACUGCCAACCUCGGUUGGAAAGCAUUGCGAACUGAGCCUGCAGUUUUCGUGGAAAAAUAUUUAUAGGGGCACUUUAGCCUUAAUUUCUUGUGGAAUAUGUUUCAACCCAGCCUGUCCCAAGCCCCACAGAGCCCCCCCUCCCAACACCGACGGCAUGGGGGGGGGGGGGGGGUAGGUCAUGGCCAGGGACAUUUUCUGGAGGUCAGCCCCGGAGAGCUCUGGCUCAAAUUAAGUCCUGGGGGGCAUUACUCAAUUGAGUGUUAAUCUUAAUCAUGUCCAUAUUUACGCGUCAAUUCAUGCUUGCUUACUCUAUGGAGAUGUGUGUCCAUGAAAACAACAUUGAUUUACAUGCACCACGAUGAAGGGCUAUUGUCCAGAACGUCAACCAUCAUAUGUAUGUUUUUCUUUUCUUUAAAGACCGCAUUGUUGGGACGCCGCAGUGGCGAAAUGUUAACUACCUCGCCUGGUGUACAGGAGGUUGUGGGUUCGAUCCCGAACCUGACGCCUGCUGUAUAUUUGGAGUUUGCACGUUCUCCCUGUGGUCGCGUGGAUAGCUUUUGUUCCUGUUCCUCCCGGUGUCUCCCCUCCACAUUUAGAAUCAACGUGCGCUUAGAGCAUUUGGCUGCUAUAAAUGUCCACACGACAAUCCGUCACUUCGCUGAGCUAUAAUUUGUGGUGGCCAGGUCGCUUCUGAUAAAGAGCCGUUUCGCUCAGUGGGCCUUACCUGGUAACUAAUACAAAGUUGAUAGUUUGGUUAAAAUGUAUAUAUAUUAUCUGUGUGUGUGCGCACCACUUGCCAACGCAACAGCAUCAGUGGCAGCAUCAUCAACUACUGGUAAAAGAGUUCCCAUGAUGUAGCUGCUGCUCACCCCGAGCGAUAAAUGCUCUGAUCGGUGCGGCAUUGCCUUUGUACUGUUCGCAUUUUGGCGUUCUCUGGUCUGACACUGGUGACGACACUAGGCCAUGAAGAAGGCUGUCUCUGGUGUAGGCAAAUGAGUUUUGCAUUAUGACUGCAGGUAUUGUGGUCAAUAUAAACACAACUCCUUGCAAAAAAAGGUGUCAGUUUUGUUGCCAUAUAAAAGGGUAAAAAAACAAUUAUCAUAUUUUUUACUGGCAAAUGAGGUUCCAAUGGUGUAAAUGCUUACCUUGAGCUCUCAUACUGAUGGUACAUUGUCUUUAAGUUGUGCGCCUUUUGGCGUCAUCUGGUCCAACCCAUGUGAGACUAGGCUCUAAGGAAAGUUGUCUCGGGUGUGGACCAAUCAACUUCAGGGACAGUGCAUAUAUUAUCAGAGUUAUGUUUUUUGUUUGCAUUAUGACUGCAGGUAUUGUGGUCUAUGCAAACAUGACUCCUUGUAAAAAAGGUGUCAGUUUUGUUGCCAGAUAAAAGGGUAAAAAAACAAUUAUCAUAUUUGAAAGACAAUGCCAUAUUUUAUCAGGGCAUGUUUUGUUUCAUAUUCUUGGUUCUUUCGGUAAAGUCACGUAGAAGGGAAAUAAUAAAAUAAUAAAAAUAAAACAUAAGAUAAAAUUCUCACGACCUUUCAGCCGUUCUCAGGUGAAGAACAGGGCUGUCGGAAAGACAGCGUCCUCAUUAGGACAGCCCUGUUCUUCACCUGAGGAUGGCUGCUUGCGUUGUGGCCGAAACGUCGUGAGAGUUUUAUCUUAUGUUUUAUUUUUAUUAUCUUAUUAUAUCCCUUCUGCGUGACUUUACCGAAAGAACCAAGAAUAUGAAUCCAUGCAGUCACGAAAGCUUUAAAUCAUUAAAUAAUGCAGACAUGAUUCCUCUGUUUGGUGUUCCAACAUCUUAACACCUGUUUUAUUGCCAGAAAGGGUAACACCUAUUGUGAUUUUUCAUACAUUGAUGCUGGCACAAAAUGUCCCCAUGUUAUCACCAAAUAACCCAUUGCAAUUCUGAGUUACUACGAAUAAAACGUCGAUUUCAUUUUAUUUUAAACAGUCCAUGUAUUCGCACUAGCAAACAAAACAAACUAACAACAACAACAACAACCGGUUUCAAUCGUCCGUGUAAUGUAAUCGUGGAUCUACGACAUCAAUGCAAAUACGCAGUCACUGACCCGGAUAACUUUUUGCUGACAUUGGGCCACCGUUCCAAAUUUGGCUGGCGGUCAUAUCGUCAAUAAAGCAAAAGUAUCCGCAGCGUUGCUCGGCAAGUAUUUAUGAAAUGCUCCUAUGCAAUAAGUCUUGAAUGUAUGCACACUCGUAUGCAACAGCUGGAAUAAACAAACAAGAAUUAUAAUUUA
This is a messenger RNA of Lethenteron reissneri (Far Eastern brook lamprey), 5658 nucleotides long. RefSeq names its product SH3 and cysteine-rich domain-containing protein 3-like. The record is from RefSeq and is a predicted model, not a curated record. NCBI's taxonomy places the organism in Eukaryota, Metazoa, Chordata, Hyperoartia, Petromyzontiformes, Petromyzontidae. Gene Ontology annotation, molecular function: protein binding. Gene Ontology annotation, biological process: positive regulation of voltage-gated calcium channel activity; positive regulation of protein localization to plasma membrane; skeletal muscle contraction.